Vidua macroura (Pin-tailed whydah) is the source of this 1669-nucleotide messenger RNA. Its product is annotated as ADP-ribosylhydrolase ARH1-like. The record is from RefSeq and is a predicted model, not a curated record. Lineage: Eukaryota; Metazoa; Chordata; Aves; Passeriformes; Viduidae. The transcript has 7 exons. The coding region runs from base 42 to 1118 and encodes 358 amino acids.
CCCUUGCCCUGAGCCUGACAGGCGUUCCCAGCUGCUCCACCAUGGAGGAGACGGUGCCCUCGGUGGAAACCUACGAGGCGGCCAUGGUGCUGAGCGGGGUGGGGGACGCGCUGGGCUACCGGGGAGCCCGCUGGGAAUACUGCACCUCGGGCCCCCAGAUCCACGGCGAGCUGGCCGAGCUGGGGGGGCUGGCAGCCAUCAGCCUGGAGCCCCCCGAGUGGCCCGUCAGCGAUGACACCGUCCUGCACCUCGCCACCGCCGAGGGGCUGGCCACAGGCCUGGAGGGGGAACCCCUCCUGCAGGAGCUGGCUCGCCGCUAUGUGGCCGCCAUGGGGGACAUGGAGGGACGCAAGCCCGGACCCAGCAGCAUCCUAGGCACCUCCCAGCUGCGGCCGGGGGAGCCCGAGGGCUAUCGCAUCCCCUUCAACCCCCGCGGCACCGGCUGCGGGGCCGCCAUGCGCAGCCUGGCCAUUGGCCUCAGGUACCCGCAUGCCUCGGAGCUGCCGACUCUGAUCCGGGUGAGCAUCGAGAGCGGGCGCAUGACCCACCACCACCCCACUGGGUACCUUGGAGCAUUGGCAGUGGCCCUCUUUGGGGCACUGGGAGCUCGGGGCGAACCCCCAGAGCGCUGGGGGGCUGAGCUGCUGCGGGUCCUGCCCCUGGCAUGGGACUACGUGGAGGGCACCGGGGUGGCCGUGGAGGACAAUGCUGCUGCCUGGCCAUUCUUUGGGGAGGCAUGGCACCGGUACCUGGACUCCCGCGGGCUCCUGGAAGGUGGCGGCCCGCCGCGGGUGCCAUCCCUCCCAUCCCCAGCGGAGCGGGACGCAGAGUACCUAGGCUGGGCACUGGACGGGUGGCCGGGGCGCAGCGGCCACGACGCCCCCAUGGUGGCCCUGGAGGCGCUGCUGGCAGCCGGCGGGAGCUGGCAGGAGCUGUGCGCCAGGGCGGUGCUGCACGGCGGGGACAGCGACUCCACGGGGACCAUCGCUGCGGGCUGCUGGGGGCUGCGAGGGGGGCUGGCGUCCGUCCCGCCGGGGCUGCACCGCCGCCUCGAGUACCGCGGGCGGCUGCGCGACGCUGCCCGGCGGCUCCACGCGCUGGCCUGGGGGGCUCGGUGAGCGCCCCUCCGUCCCUGGCAUCGCCCGCUGGCCCUUGUGGCAAGCACAUUUCUCUCUCCCUCUCAGGAUUUUUUUAUCGAGGUGCACAGAGAGAAAUGUGCUUGCCACAGUCCCUCCCCACGGAGAGCUCCCGAGGGAACAGCAGAGACCAGCGUGGCGCCGCAGAGGGGCUUGGGGGUGAGGGGAAUAGCGGAUUUGUCUUUCCAAACCGGCUGUGGGUCUGCUGGUUUUAUCUGCCAGCACUUGAGAGGUAAAAGAAACAAUGGGAAGGAUUCCAGUCACUGACGAAUGGAAAAAAAAGAUAUCUGCUUUUACAAAUAAGCUUUAGGUUUGCUGAUAAAUGGAAUUGGAUAUUGAAAGAUGAAAGAAGCAGUGGGGGAAAACCCUAAAUUCCGUAAGAAUUAAAAAUGAAAAGGGAGGGUUAUACAUUAGAGGGAAAUCUCUGGUAUCAGGCGUAUUGGAAGUCUGAACCUCUCAAGUACCUCAGGCAAUGGGGAAAGAGAGAAGGGAAAUGCGGCCGGGAAAUUGGGAUAAAAAGGAGGCUGCGUCCU